Messenger RNA from Otolemur garnettii (small-eared galago), 345 nucleotides. Its product is annotated as prostate and testis expressed protein 2. The coding region runs from base 1 to 345 and encodes 114 amino acids. The transcript has 4 exons. The record is from RefSeq and is a predicted model, not a curated record. NCBI's taxonomy places the organism in Eukaryota, Metazoa, Chordata, Mammalia, Primates, Galagidae.
AUGUUUCCUCUGCUUCUGCUGGGCACAGUCUUUCUGCUCUACCCAUACUGGGGUGAUCAUCAAGGCCCUCUAAAAGAGACAGAAACAGUACAGUGUUAUAAAUGUGGAAAAUAUCAUCUUGGGUUGUGCUAUGACAUCAUGAAAUCCUGCCACCUGAAGCACAGACAGUCCUGUGCUGUUGAGAACAUCUAUGUGCUCACCACGAGAGGGAACAGUAUGUACCAUUAUUCAAAACUGUCUUGUAUGACCAACUGUGAAGACAUCAACUUCUUGAGCUUUGAAAAGAGGACAGAGCUCAUCUGUUGUAACCACAGUAACUACUGCAACCUCCCGGAUGGCCUCUAG